Sinocyclocheilus anshuiensis is the source of this 1358-nucleotide messenger RNA. It is a transcript of the gene rab6a, whose product is annotated as RAB6A, member RAS oncogene family. Lineage: Eukaryota; Metazoa; Chordata; Actinopteri; Cypriniformes; Cyprinidae. The transcript is spliced from 8 exons. The record is from RefSeq and is a predicted model, not a curated record. Bases 197 to 835 code for a protein of 212 amino acids. Gene Ontology annotation, molecular function: GTPase activity; GTP binding.
AGCUGUCAAUCACGCCUCUGUGAGAGUGUCAAGUUAGGUUGCAGCGUAGAACUGGGCCUGUAUAUGUGGCUGAGAGUCUCAAAUCGAACCGAAUUAGAGGAACAGGGAUAGUAGAGGCUUUAUUUUCUUGUUUAGAGCAUUUUAAUAGUUAUAACAACACAUUCACACGCACGUUUGGCCCAGCGGAACCGGCAGCAUGUCUGCAACAGGAGAUUUCGGCAACCCGCUCCGCAAAUUCAAGCUGGUGUUUCUGGGAGAACAGAGCGUGGGAAAGACAUCUUUAAUUACCAGAUUUAUGUAUGACAGUUUCGAUAAUACCUACCAGGCCACAAUAGGAAUCGAUUUCUUGUCGAAAACAAUGUAUCUUGAGGACAGAACAAUCAGGCUGCAGCUUUGGGACACAGCGGGACAGGAGCGUUUCCGUAGCCGCUUCCGCAGUCUGAUUCCCAGCUAUAUCCGGGACUCUACGGUUGCCGUGGUAGUCUAUGACAUCACAAAUGUCAACUCGUUCCAGCAGACCACCAAAUGGAUCGAUGAUGUCAGAACGGAAAGGGGAAGUGAUGUCAUAAUCAUGCUGGUGGGAAACAAAACAGACCUUGCAGAUAAAAGGCAAGUUUCUAUUGAGGAAGGGGAGAGGAAAGCCAAAGAACUGAAUGUAAUGUUUAUUGAGACUAGUGCUAAAGCUGGAUACAAUGUCAAACAGCUUUUCCGGCGUGUAGCAGCAGCUCUUCCUGGUAUGGAGAGCACACAAGACAAGAGCAGAGAGGACAUGAUCGACAUAAAAUUGGAAAAGCCGCCAGAGCAGCCGGUCAGCGAAGGCGGCUGUUCAUGCUGAGGAUUCAGUCGACAUUUCUGUGCCGCGUCUCUUAUUGUCACUCUUAGUCGCACUCACAGCAUCUCUCAGGAUAUUCCGCAGAAGCUCCGCCCACCUGGAGGGAGUAGAACACUACUUGCCCGUCACCCACGUCCCCCCUGACCCACUCCGAUGACUUUAAAUUCAAAAGCACAAUGUAGAUGUGUGUGCUGUUGCUUUUCUAUUGUUUCUGUUAAUCGUACACCUUUUUUUUUGGUGUUUUUGUUUUUCACUCUCAAAACAUUUUAUAAAGUGUUGUUUUUGUCCAUGUUCCAUUUUAUGUGAAAUAAUACUUAUAUUACUGUAAUAAUGAUGUGAAUAGGAACAAAACGAUAUAAAUAAAUGAAAUUACAGAACUGAUGUGAGAAGGAUAUCCAGAUUUGAAUACGCGAGGACUUGCAUUUGAUGAAAUGUUUGCGAGUGUUUUUGGAAAUAUUCAAGUCUAGAUUUCAUCGUAUGUGGCUACGAGACGUUACGUCUGUGACGUUGCUAAUGUCUCUUCUUC